AUGCAAAGACAAGAUCUGAAGAUUAAAUUUUCAGUAUUUCAUCAGCUGGUGGGUCAGAUCUUAUUUGGGUCUGAGAUUGGUAUUUUUCCUCUCUCUGGCAGGAUGCCAAUGCUGAGGGUUUCCAAUUUCAAAGGUGGGACUCCUGAAAUUGUUCAGGCCUGUUACGCCAUUCUUGUUUUGGUUCUUCCUGAUGGACAGGGUAGAACUUGGAGCAACCAGGAACUUGAGAUAGUAAAGGUAGUUGCUGAUCAGGUAGCUGUGGCUCUUUCCCAUGCUGCUGUCCUAGAAGAAUCUCAGCUUAUGAGAGAGAAAUUAGUGGAACAAAACCGAGCACUGCAACAAGCAAAACAGGAUGCAUUGAUGGCAAGUCAAGCACGAAAUUCAUUUCAGAUGGUAAUGAGUAAUGGAUUGAGAAGACCCAUGCACUCCAUUCUAGGUCUGUUAUCCAUUCUGCAAGACGAGAAGAGUUUAAGCAAUGAGCAGCUGCUUCUAGUCGAUGCUAUGAUUAAGACAAGCAAUGUCGUGACAACCUUAAUAAAUGAUGUAAUGGAUACUUCGACAAAGGAUAAUCAAAGGUUCCCUUUAGAGAUGAGAGCUUUUCAGCUACAUUCUAUGGUAAAACAAGCUGCUUGCCUUGCUAAGUGCCUUUGCGUUUAUAGGGGUUGUAAUUUUGUCAUUGAGGUUGAUAAAUCCUUGCCCAACCAUGUCAUGGGUGAUGAGAGAAGAGUAUUUCAGGUUAUUUUGCAUAUGGUUGGAAAUCUUUUGAAUGGAAGCAAAGAAGGGGGCUGCCUUACAUUACGAGUGUAUUUAGCCACUCGAAGUCAGGCAUGGAAUGAUCAAAGAUGGGGUCACUGGGGAUCAAACUCAUCCGAUGGAUAUGCUUAUAUCAAGCUUGAAGUUGGGAUAUUCCAUAAUGGUUCUCCUGCUAAGAGUUCACUUACUGCAAAUCUACAUGGUAGUCAGAGGUACUCUGGUGGAGUUGAGGAAGGCCUGAGCUUCAGUGUGUGCAGAAAACUAGUUCAGUUAAUGCAAGGAGACAUCUGGGUGAUACCAAAUCCAGAGGGCUUUGAUCAAAGUAUGGCGCUUGUUCUACGGUUCCAAACCCGGUCAUCCAUUGUAACCAGCAGUUCAGAACACGGGAGACCUUCAGAACAUCCACAUUCUAACUCUCUUUUAAGUGGCCUCAAAGUUCUAUUAGUUGAUAGUGAUGAUGUGAACCGAGCUGUGACGCGGAAGUUGCUUGAGAAGCUAGGAUGUGUUGUCUCUGCCGUUUCGUCUGGAUACGGAUGCCUUAGUGCUCUUGGUCCUGCAGUAACUAAUUAUCAGAUUGUUCUAUUGGAUCUUCACAUGCCUGAUUUGGACGGCUUUGAAGUAACCAUGAGAGUUCGGAAGUUUCAUAGCCGCAGCUGGCCAUUGAUCAUUGCCUUAACUGCAAGUGAUGAUGAAGAUAUACGAGAAAGAUGCAUGCAAAUAGGAAUGAAUGGCGUUAUUCAAAAACCAGGUUCCUUACAGGGGAUUGCGGGUCGACAGAAGCAUUUGAUUAGAUGA
Molecule: messenger RNA, 1548 nt
Organism: Fraxinus pennsylvanica
Lineage: Eukaryota; Viridiplantae; Streptophyta; Magnoliopsida; Lamiales; Oleaceae
Source: the annotation of a GenBank genome assembly